Schistosoma turkestanicum is the source of this 1299-nucleotide messenger RNA. The record is from the annotation of a GenBank genome assembly. NCBI's taxonomy places the organism in Eukaryota, Metazoa, Platyhelminthes, Trematoda, Strigeidida, Schistosomatidae.
AUGCCUUGCUUGUAUCUUUGCUUUUGGCGUUGUUUCAAAAACAGAUCAGCAGUGAAGAAUGCUAAAAUUCUUAAGAAAAUUCUGAAUUAUAUCAGCAACGCAGAUGAUCUAGCUAAUGAACAGAUCAACUAUAUAAUUCAGGAAAUAUAUAUGGCAAUAUCGAAUGAAUAUACAGAGAGUACUGUUUUUCUGGAAAAAUUGAAAAGCACCAUAAUAAAGAGCAAACAAAUGCAUAAAUUCAGUCAUGAUACUAAAACCAGUGAAAAGAAUGAUAACUUUUCUCAGUCCCAACUUCAGCUAGUUUUGAGAAUGGAAGGUAUUCGUGAUUGGUUCCAUUUAAUUGCUUCAUGCGGUUUACUAAAUGAACUUGACCCGCCACUCCCUCUUAUUUCUUCAUUAGAAAGGCACAUACGGAUCGGAUCUUGGAAUCUUAACCGCUUCGAUUUAAGUAAAGCUAAGCAUCCAGGAUUCAUGGAAGUUGUUUGCCUUACUAUCUUACGAAUGAACUUCUCACUAAUACUACUUCAAGAAGUCUCAGACCCUUUAGUUGCUGAAUAUCUAUGCAAUGAGCUAAAUUGUCCAUCUCUUCCUCACAUAAAACGAUGGGUUGAAGAAUAUCCUCUGUCUACUCCCCCGUGCUGGAAAGCAUCAUGUUCUGUCCAACCAACUGGUUCCAUGUUUCGUGCAAAAGAGUAUGCCGUAUUUCUAUACAAUUCGCAAUGUGGUAUUCGGAUUUCUCGGACAAGUUUGUUGGAAAAGUCUCCGAACUCAUUAUCUGUUCCAAGAAAGUCGUUUACACGAAGUCCAUGUGGAGCUUCUUGUCAUAUCCAACAUAUCAACUUAGUUCUUAUUUCAGUACAUUUGAAAGCAAGUGGACUAAGAAAUAGUCAAAUUGGUAGGACUAUCUCGGAAAUUGAAUCUCUUGGCUCCCUUGUUCGAGCUUUUUACGAAACUCAGCCUAGUGGAAUACAUCUCAUUAUAGCUGGUGAUUUCAACCUCUUUCCAACACAUGAUGUUUAUCGCGUGUUGCGUGAACAUGGUUUAUGGCCAGUACUCAAAGGUGAACAGCAAACUACAAAUCAUUCCAAAUGUAGAUCGAGUUAUUUGAGAGCAUAUGACAAUGCAUGGCUUUCUGCUAACCUGUCUUUGAAUUCUAAAUCCACUCUUCGUUGGACUGGUGAUUCUGGCGUCGUUUUACAAGGACUCAGACAUCCUUUAAUUCCUGAAGAAACGGGAAGUGGUGCAAAUGGCUUUGUUAGUGAUCAUGCUCCCAUAUGGUUUGAUAUUCACCUAACAUAA